AGUAAUUAAUUCUCUUAAGUGAACUUCGAUUCGUUAUAGAAACAGUUAAAGGAAACGUUCACGUGCAUACAUUAAAAUAAUCAAAUAUUCUUAUCUAGAAAAGGUUCAGUUAAAGUUUCAAAUAUCUUCGUUCACAUUUAUCAUUCACGUGUAAACAUCCCUAAAGUGGCCCGCGAGUCACGUGCUCUAGUGAGAUAAUCAGUCACUCCUGGAGCUUCCCUGGAAGUGUUCUAAUAUCCUCUAUUCUUUCAUACCCAAAUUAUUAAUUCGACUAAUUCUUAAAUGGUUAUAAGAAAAUUACUUUAAAAUACUUUGUUUAAAUUUCAUAUUUUACAUUAUGAAAUUUUGCUAUAGAAUUCCGUUCUAAGAAUUUUUUUACUGUUCCUAAUUUCCCUAUUGGAUUUUCCUGUUAGAUAGCAGAAACUGUCCACGCCGUGACGUCACUGAUAUGCUAAGUUUGAAUGUUCUGAAUUACCCAGUGUUCAUUCGUAGUAUUGGUAGAUAUGAAUUGUUAUUAGAUUCAGUCCUGGGUGAUUUUUGCUUAUAUCAUGGACGGUCAAGAUCUGCCUGAUAUCUUGGAAACAUUAUUAUUUACAGAUGAAAUAGAAGAAACUGAAUUGAAAUCAAUGUCACUUAUCAAUCGCAGAAAACUCCUAAGGCGAACGAGAUCUUUGAAUGCUCCUAGCCCUAUCUAUCACUUCGGACCAUGUGGCCGUAUUAUGAAAAAUUCAGCCAUGGUGAUGACCAUUCAAGAUCCUGCCAGUCAACGACUGACGUGGAACAAACCACCUCUUACUGUUCUAGUGAUUAAGAAAGUCCAUGACACAUCAGUUAUUCAACCAUUUAUUGAUUUAGUAAAAUGGCUCUUAUAUGAAAAACAUAUGGUUGUAUUUGUUGAAGCUUCUGUUCUUGAAGAUGUUCAUCUUCUUAGUAACCAAAUGUUCAUCCCUAUUAAGGAUAAAUUAUCAACUUUCAAAGAAGGUACUGAUGAUCUCACAGACAAAAUUGAUUUCAUUAUAUGUCUUGGAGGAGAUGGAACACUUUUAUAUGCUUCUUCUUUAUUUCAGCAAAGUGUUCCUCCUGUCAUGGCUUUCCAUUUGGGUUCUUUAGGUUUCUUAACUCCUUUUGAAUUUGAUAAUUUUCAAGAGCAAGUCACUAAUGUGUUAGAAGGACAUGCUGCCUUAACAUUAAGGAGUCGACUCAGAUGCAUCAUUGUUCGUAAAUCUGAUGGCAGUGAAAAAAGUAAUAAGCCAUUAACAAAUUUUUUGGUGUUAAAUGAAGUAGUAGUUGAUAGAGGACCAUCACCUUACUUAUCCAAUAUUGAUCUCUAUUUAGAUGGAAAACAUAUCACAACAGUACAAGGUGAUGGAUUAAUAGUUUCCACGCCAACUGGCAGCACAGCUUAUGCAGUUGCAGCUGGUGCAUCCAUGAUUCACCCAAGUGUACCUGCUAUCAUGGUUACUCCCAUUUGUCCUCAUUCAUUAUCAUUUAGGCCUAUUGUUGUUCCAGCAGGAGUAGAAUUGAAGAUUAUGGUUUCGCCUGAUGCUAGAAACACUGCAUGGGUCUCUUUUGAUGGCCGUCAUCAGCAAGAGUUGAAGAUGGGCGAUAGUUUAAGAGUGACCACUUCUAUAUAUCCUGUUCCUUCCAUAUGUGCUCAGGAUCAGAUCAGCGAUUGGUUUGAUAGCUUAGCUGAAUGUCUACACUGGAAUGUUCGCAAAAAACAAAGACAAUUUGACGAGUAUUCUGAUCUAGUUCACAGCUCUAGUAAUGACACUAUUGAUUCCCUUGACAGACAUGGUCAGAUAGAUAGCUAGAAAAUUAUAUAAAAAGCAAUUUUAAGGACUUAAAGUGCCUUUGAAGCUUAAUAUCCAAGUGGAAAUAAAAUCUUUAAUACUCUUUGUAAGGAAAAUUCAAAAUGUCGGGUCCAUUCUAGAAAUCUCUGCCAAACUACAACACAGAUGAUGGAACUCGAGCAGACCGAAUUAUCAUUGCUAGUGGCAAUGGGCAGAAUCUUUUGAUAUCAUAUAUGUUCUUGAAAAUAACAAGAACUACUUGCCACAGCUUGAAAAUAUUGAUUGCUACAGCUGAUGUGAGGUUACUUAAUAUAUAUUAUAUUAUGUAUAGAUAUAUACAUACAAUAUAUAAAUGUGUGUAUAUGGAUUUAUCAAUCCUUAACAAACUCAUAUGAAAUGUAAUAUAGUGAUAAAUUAUUUAUUGUUCUAUUUAAGAACAUAUAAUAAAAUGUUCUGUUUUAUUUUGUUAAGAAAAAGAUAUUGCAGAAAGUAUACUUAAUAUAAAUUUAAAAAUCAAAAGAAAAAAAAAAGAAAAACUUCACCAUAUUACAUAUUUUUAAUUAUAAAAUGGACUGUCAAAGCAAAAGUACAGGGCUGAAGAUUACUGUGAUUUGUUGAAACAAUUAAGAAGCUUGUUGAUGUUGUUAAUUUACUAUGUAUAUCUGAACAAAUAAUUCCAAUGUAAUCAUUUUAUAUGUUGUUGUUGUAUGUGGAUGAUAAUCAUUUAAAGUCUAAAUCAGUGAAUUAAACAUUAUUUACAAGUAUACAUUCCUGGCUUAGAAACAGUUUCCUAUUUUGUAUAUAGAUUUUCUUGCAAAUGUUUCGAUAGAAAUAAAUAUAUUGUUUAUAUAA
Messenger RNA from Centruroides sculpturatus (bark scorpion), 2645 nucleotides. RefSeq names its product NAD kinase-like. Gene Ontology annotation, biological process: NADP+ biosynthetic process; NAD+ metabolic process. The record is from RefSeq and is a predicted model, not a curated record. Gene Ontology annotation, molecular function: NAD+ kinase activity. The transcript has 12 exons. Bases 549 to 1814 code for a protein of 421 amino acids. Lineage: Eukaryota; Metazoa; Arthropoda; Arachnida; Scorpiones; Buthidae.